AUGAGCACCUGCAACACAGUUCCAUUUACAAAGCUCUUCUCUUUUGCAGAUUCCACUGAUUACCUUUUGAUGAUCGUUGGUACCAUUAGUGCAGUUGCCAAUGGCUUACGCUUGCCACUCAUGACACUCCUUUUUGGGGAGUUGACUGAUUCUUUUGGAGAAACCCAAAAUAUUAAUGAUUUGCGUCCACUAGUUUCUAAGGUUUCUCUGAAAUUCAUAUAUUUGGCUAUGGGGGGCGGUAGCGUUGCAUUUCUCGGUGAGUAG
Molecule: messenger RNA, 264 nt
Organism: Ilex paraguariensis (yerba mate)
Lineage: Eukaryota; Viridiplantae; Streptophyta; Magnoliopsida; Aquifoliales; Aquifoliaceae
Source: the annotation of a GenBank genome assembly